Rhinocladiella mackenziei CBS 650.93 is the source of this 1296-nucleotide messenger RNA. RefSeq lists its product as uncharacterized. Lineage: Eukaryota; Fungi; Ascomycota; Eurotiomycetes; Chaetothyriales; Herpotrichiellaceae. The coding region runs from base 1 to 1296 and encodes 431 amino acids. Gene Ontology annotation, cellular component: lysosome. Gene Ontology annotation, molecular function: palmitoyl hydrolase activity; thiolester hydrolase activity. The record is from RefSeq and is a predicted model, not a curated record. The transcript has a single exon.
AUGCGACUCACACAGCUCCCGGUCCUUAUAUCCCUCCCUACCGCCAUUCUUUCCUUCGUCAUCUUUCCCGAAGCCGAAGUUUUCUCGACGCAGACUCGACUUCAAGAUUCUUCGGAAUCACCUCUGAACCUUUCCCCCCAGUCUGCAUCUCAUCCAAAGACGAAUGGAGAUAGCGAAAUCCGUGAAGCGUCACUUUCGCCAAAGUAUAUCAGUUUCAUGCCUUCACGUGUUGGCAAAGAAAAGGUCGAGGAGGUCAAGCUUUCCCUGAAAUAUGCAUCUCUGCCGCAUAUCAUUGAAGAGACGGUUGAAGAGGAAUGGAUCAAGAUUACGAAACUCUCUCCCAAAUAUGCCGCUCCCCCAAGGUCAGCCGGUGACGACUCCGACGAUCAGCCCCUACCUGUUGUGAUUUGGCAUGGUUUGGGUGAUUCCGCCGAUUCCUCCGGGCUGAAAGAUGUUUCAAAUUUGGUGGAGAAAGUCCAUCCCGGUACUUAUACGUAUAUCAUCUCCCUGACGGGCACACGUGGCUCUGCAGAUCGGCAAGCAUCCUUCUUCGGCAAUGUGACGGAACAGAUUGAUACUGUUUGCCAUAUGCUGGCGAAAGACAAUAUUCUGCGAACAGCACCUGCCGUUGACGCGAUCGGCUUCAGUCAGGGUGGCCAAUUCAUGAGAGGUUACGUCGAGAGAUGCGGUAGCUGGGCUCCCAAAGUGAGGUCGUUGCUCACUUUCGGCAGUCAACAUAACGGCAUUGUGGAGUUCCAGAAAUGUGCCAGUGCCACUGACUGGAUUUGCCAGGGUGCCAACGCUUUGUUGAAGAGUAGUACCGUGUGGUCCGAUUUUGUGCAAUCCAGGCUUGUUCCCGCUCAAUAUUACCGAGACACGAACGACUUUGAGAACUACUUAAAGCAUUCCAAUUUCCUGGCCGACAUCAACAACGAGCGCAACGUCAAGAAUUCUACAUAUGCUGAGAAUUUGGCAGCUUUGGAAAAGCUCGUAAUGAUCGUCUUCCAUGAUGACAAAACCGUUAUUCCCAAAGAAAGUGGCUGGUUUGCCGAAGUCAAUGUGACGUCCGACUCGGUGACCAAGCUGAGAGAGCGGCCUAUUUACACAGAAGACUGGAUCGGAUUGAAGAAGCUAGACGAAAAGGGUGGUCUGGCCUUUGUCACCCUUCCUGGGGAGCAUAUGCAGCUGUCUGAAAAGGAUUUGAGCAAUUUAUUUGGAAUCUACUUUGGUCCUGCCGACAAGGUGUUCCAAGAACUGGGCAGGGAUGUAACAAAGCAAUGGAAGUCGGAUUUGUGA